UACUUUAUUUUAGCCCAUCUUUACUUCCGUCAACACGCUUCUAAAUAUAUUUAUAGUUUAUUUGAAGAGCUGCGGGCCGAACCACGACUCCGUUUUAAACGAGAACAUGUCCAUGCCCGGCAUAUUGUUCCGAUUCGGCGUCAUUCUCACUGCGGACUCGCCGCACGUCGAGUUGUUUAUUUUGGGCUCGCGCGAAGAAAUGGGUCAGUGGGAUCCGAGCAAAGCGGUUCGGAUGAGAGCCUGUCGGAGCUCGGUGUCGACCCUGGAGCCGUGUCUGUGGCUGGGCGACGUGCGGCUGCGGGAGCCGUUUAAGGACACGCUGUGGUUCAAGUUCAUCCGAAGAACGGACGGCCGUUACGUUUGGGAAGGCAACGGGCCGCACCACGACAGAACGUGCACCUUUGACGAGGACAACGUGGUGGACGGCGUCUAUUGCCACCCGAUCGGCCACUGGAUCGAAGAGACGGGCCACACGGACGAGAUGAAGCACACCACCAACUUCUACUUUAGCGUGGCUGGUCAGAAUGCCAUGCAUUUCUCCAGGGUGCUCCCAAGGCUUUGGCUGGGCAGCUGUCCUCGAGUGCCGGAACACGUGACGAUCAAGAUGAAGCACGACCUUGGCAUCAGCGCCGUAAUGAACUUCCAGACAGAGGCGGACGUGAUGAACAACUCCCACGGCUGCGGACGGAACCUCGGCGAAGCAAUGACGCCCGACGCCAUGAUGCAUUUGUACAGCCGCUGUGGCCUCGCGUACGUGUGGAUCCCCACGCCCGACAUGAGCACCGAGGGUCGCAUCCGGAUGCUUCCCCAGGCUGUAUUCCUACUUCACGGUCUCCUCGAGAAUGGUCACACGGUAUACGUCCACUGUAAUGCCGGCGUGGGGCGCUCGACGGCGGCCGUGUGCGGCCUGCUCAUGUACGUGCUGGGCUGGAGCCUCAGGAAGGUGCAGUACGUGGUGACCGCCAGGAGGCCUGUUGUGUACAUUGACGAGGAGGCUUUAGUUCGGGCCCGGGAAGACUUCGUUCGCAAGUUUGGCCGACUGCGAUCGUCCAUCUCAGAAACAUGAAGCUGGAGAUCAAGCGCUACAUGCCGAACUUCUCACAAAAGACUCAUAUGGAGCCUUUCUCAAAGACGCUUCUCAUUACUUUUUCAUGCGUGCCUCCGGAAGGCGGCGAACGAACGGGUGAGCGGUUUGAGUCACGCGUGUGCACGACAAUCCGAAUGGAUGGCAGCACGGGCUAAAAAUAGGGACAUACAUGCAUGCAUGCAUCGCAUGGAAAAUGAGUGAAUGCUUUUUGGUGUGUGGAGAUGAGUCUCGACUAUGUGUAGCCGCUUCAAGCGCGUCCAAGUUAUAUGUCUUUGGGCUUUUUGUGUUCCCACGGUUUCAUUUUGAAGUGAUUCGCUUGAUUAAUGAGAGCAUUGAUUUAGUGUGAUUGAAAUGUAAGAAUUUUUUUUUCAUAUAUAUUUAAUAAAAAUCGAGUGACCGAUCUUUGGACAUUUAAAUCUAAAAUCUAAAACUGGAGAUCAAGGAUCGCUGUUCCAACAAGUUUAUUCAAGGUUCCACUGACGCCUCCUGACAUGAACUGUCGGCGGCCAUACAUCUUUUCACGCGUUUAAAGCCUACAUCUCGGCGCACUCGCCGAGGAGCCAGAUUAUUUAUUCACCGAUUGAUUUCAACCAGCUCGUCAAGUCACACAAUACGCACAGACGCAGAUUUAUAUUCAUCACCGCUGCUUUUUUAAGCCGCCGCGCUUUCUUUUUAGUCUCCCGGUGCGAGUCGUAUCAUUCGCUCGGUGCAAGGCGGCGCGCUGAAGAAAGAAUCCUGCAAUGACUCUUGACUUUGCUCCCAGGCAGGAAGGCAGACAGACACCCUCACAUGAACCCACCUAAGAGGUAGGGACUUAUCCCAGCGAUUUCACACCAUUUGAGGCAUUAUUCGGCGACAUGAAGAGAGACCGGAUACAAAUAACACGGCGGCAUUCUUGAUUGGCUUUCUGUGAAUGAGAGAAACUCUUUCGGAGUGGCCCAACUAUUUUGUGUGAAGAAAUUGUCAAAUUUAACAUAAAUAAAAAAGAGGUACACAUUGUGUUUCGAAAAACAACUUUUGGCCUAAGAAAGCACCUGUUAGCUUAAUGCUAACACACAAAGGAAAACUCCAUUGAGGGGCUCAUGAUUAGCAUUAAUAGUUGCUGUGUUUUCAACCGAACCUCUUUUUUUUUUUUUUUUAAAUCACACAUUGAAAUCACACUAAACCUCUGAGAAAAAAAACAAAGAGGCCAGAGAGAAGCCAUUGUCCAGCAGCAGCGAUCCGUGAAGCGACUUCAGCAGCCAGUUGAACCCGAUUGCAUCAUUUGCAUUUGCAGUCAUUGUUAACGACAAUUUGAGGCAGCGCCUCGAUGAUAUUCAAUUACAAUGCAGCCUUUGUCUCAGGGCACUGUAAUAAUGACCGCACUAAUAUAUGCAGCCGCUCCGUAUCUUCUGCAGACUGUGUAAAAUAUGAAAAGUGUUUACUGCCUGUGCAUAAACGCAUCCUCAUAAUUC
Hippocampus comes (tiger tail seahorse) is the source of this 2541-nucleotide messenger RNA. It is a transcript of the gene epm2a, whose product is annotated as EPM2A glucan phosphatase, laforin. The transcript is spliced from 4 exons. NCBI's taxonomy places the organism in Eukaryota, Metazoa, Chordata, Actinopteri, Syngnathiformes, Syngnathidae. Gene Ontology annotation, biological process: protein dephosphorylation. Gene Ontology annotation, cellular component: cytoplasm; nucleus. Gene Ontology annotation, molecular function: protein tyrosine phosphatase activity; starch binding; carbohydrate phosphatase activity. The record is from RefSeq and is a predicted model, not a curated record. The coding region runs from base 107 to 1066 and encodes 319 amino acids.